CGCCCGCGUAGAAAUGUUGUUGACAGUAGAGACGGUUGUCACUGAGCGAUUUUUCAAGAAAUUUAAUCAUGUAGGUCCCUGACUUUUACUUUAAUGAGUGGACGGGAUCUUAGGAAGUUUGUGAACUUCCACAGAACUGCCAUCGGGGCCGCAGAUAGUUCACUUGUAAACCGCUUUAUAGAAGGACAUGGUAGUAAUCAGUAUAGACCAGCUGAUUAUGACAAACUUCAAGCCAUCGCUCAGCUCAGGAAAGCUGCUGGAAACAAAACCUUUCAAAAAGUAGAAAAGAUAACCAGAGCUAACAAAGAGAAAAAGGAACAGAAUCUUAUUCAGCAGCACAAAGCCUGUUGGUCAAAAGAAAAAAUAAGACUUCAUAGUUUACAGCGAAAACUACAAAGUGAAAUUGAUGCAUUGAGACCUGGAAGUCCUCUUGAUUACAGCUCAAUUAAGGAGUUCUUUCAAGAUCUGGAAAUCUAUGAGGAAGUGCUUAGUGAAGACAGCACUGAGUUUAAGAAAAGCACUAUUCAACCAUUAUGGGAUUUAAGAGAAGACUUGCAGUUCUGGCUUGGAGAGAACAGAGACAGAAUUGUGAUGGGAGUUGCUGACAAAGAACAUGCAGAUGUGCUCAAAAUUGUGGAAUCAGUCAAAAUGCAGCAGCGCAUAGUGAUAGACAAACUUCAAAUGGAACAAGAACAGCUUGAACAAGAACUGGAGAGUUUAUCAUUGCAUGAAAUUACAGGAUUAGGAGUGGUGUCUGAUGUUGGUAUAGAGACAGGCAUCCCUGAUGAGGCAUUUUAUUUGGACUGUCCUGAUGAACAGUUAAAGGAUACUGUUUUGGAAGAGUUCCUUCUUCUGGAUAAGAAAUAUGAAGCUCAGUUGGAGUACUUAAAUCUGAAAUAUCAAAAUGUCAAACAAUCUAGCACUGGAGGAUGGUCAAAGCAUGAUCAUUUGCACUUUGUCCAUCUAAUGGAACAGUACCCACCUGAGAUGCCAAACAGAAGAAUGCUCUAUAUUGACAGGAUGCUUAGGGAAAUCUCACACAAGACUCGCUCACAGCUGGUUGAACAUGAAGAAUGGUUUGUUGCACACAAAUUUUACCAAGAGCAGUUUUCCAGCACACUUCGUGCCUGGGCACAUGAUAGACAAGAUUUACUCAUAAAAGUUAAGGUAACAUUUAUUGAUGCAUGGACAGCUUAUGAGGAAGCCACAGAGAAAGCCAAAACAAGAAAGAAACAGGAACACAUCUGUCAAGAACUCUAUAAGAAGGUACUUGCAUUCCGUGAACAGAAGCUUGAGGCACUAAAGCUGCAAGCUGCUAUUGCUGAAAAACAGCAGGAGGAAGAGGAAGAACAACUAAGGGCUGCUGAAGAGAGGGAAAGAAAGCUCAGAGAUAAAAAACAUAGGCAGAUCCAGGAAUUUAAAGAUUUGAAAGAGAGAGAAAGAGAGCUUUCAGCCCAAGAGGAAAGAAAAAGACUGGCUGAGCUUCAAGAAAAAAUGGCGGAGCAAGCUGCAUGGGAUAGAGAAAGAGUACAGUAUCGCAAGGAGCAGUUAAAACUGCAGGAAGAAGAAAAGCAAAAAGCCAGAGAGUUGGCUAUUGAACAAGAAAAUGAAAAACAACGACGUCUGGAUAAACUUAGAGCACAGGUACAAGUUCAUGUAGAGGACGAUCCAGAGAGAUUAUACAAACAAACAGAGGCAUCCCAAGCACGUAUGGCCAGUAUGUACGAGGAAGAACUUGACCUUCAACAACCUCUCUUUGCUGUCCAUGGAUAUGAUGAAAAAAAGGUGGCGGCAGACAGAAGAUUAAAGGUUGAAAAUGCUCUGAGAGAAGCUGGCAUCCAUCACACUGAUUAUGCAAGAAGAAUCAUGGCCUCCAUCAAACCUCCUCAGGAACCAAGAAAGGAUCAGCAUUCAACUGUGUUCAAAAAUGACUGAUGCAUAUGCUGAUGUGGUUUGUGAAGAUAUGGUUAUUUAAGUGACAGUCUCCUUUGGUUAUACAUGAUUGCUUUACAGAAAAAAUGUGGAAUGGACAGUUACACUUUAUUAUUUAUCAUAAAAUAUGCAAAUUGAGGCCUUAUUGAUUUGGCCCCGGUUGUUGAAGCAGCAAAUAAAUCUCCAUCUGGUGGAAAGCAAGCUUUUGAUGACACUUAAGCGCCAGAUAGCAAUUUAUCCAUUUUUAGAUAACAAUUAGACAAGUACCUCUUAUUUCUAAUUAGUCCUACAAUUAUAAUACAACAUUUCAUGUCAAGCUGUACAUUUGGAAAAAUAUGAUUUUCAUGUCUGUGGAUGGAUACUCAUAAUUUAUUGUCUGUAUAAACCAUAAAUAAUAAAAUUAAAACAUUUGUUUCUUGGUUAUGUUAGAAAGGCUCCCUUCAUAAAAUUCAGAUCCCUUUAGAAUCUAGUUAAGCCAAGUACACUUCUGCUGCCCUGUAAAUAUCGAUUGCAUUAAGAUCCAGCUGCAUUUUAAAUUCAAACGACUGUACUUGCAGUGGAAAAAUUAUUUAAAUGGCUGCAGUGUCUUACUCAAGUUGUCCAAGAGAAAAGUUUGUCUUUGCAGCUAAGGUCUUUUAAACACAUUUCCUUAAGUUUUUCUGCCUCCAGGUAGUGUCUCCACUGUCCAUGUGAGAUGCUUUGCUGUAAAUUACACCCACUCUGAAUAUAGUUUUCCUCUGUUUUAAUGCUUGGGACAUUAAAUGCUACUGAUGGUUGGUGCACAAAGAAGGUGGCUUUGAAGUCUCCUCCUUGUGAUUCCCUCAGUAGAUGACACAGUUCAUACAGACAGCCAGGAAGGAUUGGACCAGAAAUCUCCAGGCUGUAUAACUAAAAGGAUAU
Molecule: messenger RNA, 2832 nt
Organism: Pocillopora verrucosa
Lineage: Eukaryota; Metazoa; Cnidaria; Anthozoa; Scleractinia; Pocilloporidae
Product: coiled-coil domain-containing protein 148
Source: RefSeq, a predicted model, not a curated record